CUUACUGCUUUGCUACCGUCUUUGAAAUGUUCAUAACUUAAGCUCAGCGCAACGAGCGCUUGCGUAUACAAUUUCUUCGUCUAGCCUUUUGCUGGGCCAGUUCUAGGCUGGCCCACCUUUAGGAAUGCCGCUCUUUUCAUGUUUCGGAGGGCCGCCGGCCCCCAAGGCAGCACCAGCUCAGUCAGCGCAACGCAAUGCUCCUCCCAAGGAUGAAGUGCCGAACCCGCUAGCAAGCACCCCGUCGCCAGCGUCCGCUCAGGCUUCACUAGGAGUAUCUAAGCCGCUGGAGUCAUCUGCGGAAGCGAAGGUUCUGGGGCAAGCUGGAAGCAGUGCACUGUCGCAGAACCAGUCGGGUGAAAAGGCCGGCAGCGACUUCACCCGGAGCACGCAGAAUGCCUCGGCCUCGGACAAGGACAAAGGAGGCACGCGGGGCUCCGGAGACGCGCCACAAUCGACGCCGGAACAGAUGCAGUCCUCAGACCCGGCAGACGGGGGGCUGGAGCUCUCCACUGGCGACAAAAAAGUGGUCCCCGCGCCAACAGCGAUACCGCCGGUACCGGGCCAGCCGGGGUGCUACACCCACAGCCUGAAGCUCACAAGCGAGCAGACCCUGUGCCAGUCGAACAUGCAGCUGUGUCGACCCGAAGAGCUGGUCGGAGACAUCAAGGACUUGGCCUUCAUCGGGAACGGGUCUUUCGCCGCGGUCUUCAAGGGACUCUGGCAAGACGCGAAGGUGGCCAUCAAGUUCGUGGUCUCCGACAGCUUAAACUCAAAUAGCGUGACGCUACGAGAGUCUCUGCUGGGCCAGCUACUCAGCCACCCCAACGUCAUCCAGACCUACACGACGCGGUGCGCACUCAUGGACGACGAGUCGCUUCACACCAUCCACGGCGCGGCAACGGAGGACGCGCGGCGGCUCAGCGGCGACAGCUUGCGCUUCGUCAGCGGCGACGGCUUCGGCGACCCGCGGCACAAGGCGGGCGGCGGCACCAUCUCCGUGUCCAACAUCCUGCUGCAGCUGCAGGUCAAGCCGGGCCAGUACGUGGCGGUGGUCAUCAUGGAGUACGCCGACAGGGGCACGCUGCAGGAGGCCAUCUACAAGCGGCAGGUCUUCCGGGAAAGCCCGCGCUGGAACAAGCGCAUCGCGGCGCGCGCGCUGUUCCGCACGGCACGCGAGAUCGCGCUGGGCAUGAAGCACCUGCACAGCAGCAACAUCCUGCACGGCGACCUGAAGCCGGGCAACGUGCUGCUGACGUCGGCGCGUGUGGACCGGCGCGGCUUCAUCGCCAAGCUGGCGGACUUCGGGCUCAGCCACGUGGCGCACGGGCCCAUCGCCACCAACACGUGGGGGACGCUGCGCUACAUGGCCCCGGAGCACUUCAGCGGCACCAUGUCCAAGGCCACGGACGUGUUCGCGUUCGGCAUGCUGCUGUGGGAGAUGGUGACGGGCAAGAAGCCGUACGAGAACAUGACGCAGGGGGAGGUCAUCCAGUCCGUGUCGCAGGGCCUGCGGCCCCAGUGGCCCCCCGACUGCUUCCCGCACCUGGAGUACCUGGGCAAGCGCUGCAUCGCGCACAACCCCGCGGACCGGCCCACCUUUGGCGAGAUCGUCAAGGAGCUGGAGGACAUGGAGGUCAUGCUGCGCGAGCUGCUGCAGGCCACGCGGGAGUCCACCGGCAUGGGCGCGGCGGGUGGGCCGGGCGGCAGCACCUCGCAGGCGGGCGCGGAGGGGCAGCAGCAAUGACCCGGCCCGGAGGCACCCGCCGGCGUGCGGGAGGCCGCUGGCGGGCCCGGACCCGGCACAAGCAGCCAGGCGCCGGAGGCGUGAGCGGCUGUGUGUGGGAUCUGGCGUGCCAUCGGCGGCAGCAGGAGCAGUGACAGCAGAGGCGGGGGGGGGGGGGGAGCAGCAGUGGCAGCAGCGCAAGGAUCGGGAGGAGCGCCAGUCGGCGUGGGGGUGGGGGAGCCUCAGGCUGUGAGGGUAGCUGGCGGCGCGGGGCUGUGCAGGCAACGGCCGGCGGCCGGCGGCCGGGCCGCACGGCUGCAGUUGCGGCUGCGGUAAGCAUACUUGUCUUGGCACCGCGGCGGGGGGCGAUGGGCGCGUGUGGUUGGGUGGGGGGCCGUAGAGGGGCGGAGGACAUACGCACACGCAGAUGGCGGGCUGCUGCCACGGCGUUUGCCCGGCGUCAGCAGUUGCGCGGCCUGCUGUCACAGCGGCCGCGCGCACGCCAUGCACGCGCCCGGCCGCCGGACUGGUGCAGCGACGGAGAAGCGCACUGGCGGCGUCGCGCGUCCAUGUGUUUAGCCUUGUGCAUACGUCACCGGCUACGGCCGAGCCACGCCAGCUGGAGGAGGACAGCCGUUGCGGCACACGCGGCACAUACGGCUGCAGAACUAUUCGAAUGAGUGGAACCCACUGCUUACCUGGCGGCAGCUACAGCAGCAACUGCAGCUGCGGCGGCAGGGCCGGCCGUGCUCAAGGGCGGCUGUGCCGAGUGGCUUACUCAUGCCCCGCCGCGGGGGAUUUCUGUUCAUCUGUUCAUCCAUGCGCGGGCGCGGUAAGGCGGGUUGACAGAGGUACGGUGUUGACGGAGUUGUAGCUCUUGCGAGAGGAGAGCUGCUGCAGCUGACGGCACGAGUGCUGGCCGGGCCGGCGGCCAGUGAAACGGGAUCGGCAGUGGACGGAUCGGCAGGACACACGUGUGCGCUUGGAUGUUUCAAAGGCACCCGCUCGUGCCGUAUAUGCAUUUGUGCUUCUGUAUCUCAUCUGCCGUUGGAGAGGGCAAAAGCGUUGGCAGCUGCGUGGAUGCUGCCGACUGCUGACACAGAGGUCAAGAGGUACACACGGAGAACAGACACUUGCGACCAAUGCCAACACCGCAUGCUGGGGCGGCGGUGCGCCCACACCGCCGGGCCAGAGAGCUCGGCGGCGGCGUGCUUAUCGAUGGUCCCACAGGUGUGUUUAGCUUGCCUGAAGACUGGGCCGGCAUGUGGGUUGCGCGUAGCAGAGAACGAGGAUUAUUGCGUAGCGCGUGUGUAUCGCAAUUGUCUACUAAAGCAUUUGUGUGUGUUGGACGUCCGGGACGAUUGCUGUGUGAAGUGAGCCGUGCGCGGCUGACCGGGCAGGGAGGGUCCGGUGUUUGUUGUUGGACGUACGGUAUGUGGGUGUGUGGAGGGAUGGGGGCUUGUCCCUGUGUUGCGUGUGAAGCAUUGCUACCCGCCGAAGAAGGGGCGAGGCACAGGCUUGUUGGUCGGCUGCGGCGCUCCGGCGCUUUUGCACGGGGUCCCUCGGAAGGAUGUGUACCUGUUGCGGCCUACAAGGCCUGUGUUGGUAAACAAACAAUGGUACAGGUUUUUAGGUUUUACACAGGCAUGAUGCGGUUUGUCGGUCGGGGAGGAAGGCGGGCAAGGCUGCGAGUGCACGGGCAUGGCGCUAGGUGCGGGCCGAUGGCUGGGCUGCAGGGGUGCUUGGCUGGCAGCCAUUGGCUGGCUGGGGCGCCUUGAUCGCGAGGGUGGCAGCGGCCGUUGCGGCGGCAGUGCCUGGGGCCAGGGCCUGGUGGGCCGCGCAAGCGUGCUGCUAGGCGUGGCACGGAGCCAAUCAGGCGUGCAGCACGGGUGGAGCCGGCAGGGGGUGUUCACUCAAGUGCAAGGCGUGCGUUGGUUGAAUGUUACUGAUGUGUGGCGGGGGUUCGAGACGGAGAAACGGGACAUCCAAUGACUUGUGUGCAUGGUGUGCGAGCUGCUAAUAACGGAUUGCCGAUUCCUCUCAGCGCUAGAUUGUGUAACACGGUCCGUGA
Chlamydomonas reinhardtii is the source of this 3794-nucleotide messenger RNA. RefSeq lists its product as uncharacterized. The record is from RefSeq and is a predicted model, not a curated record. Gene Ontology annotation, molecular function: ATP binding; protein kinase activity. Lineage: Eukaryota; Viridiplantae; Chlorophyta; Chlorophyceae; Chlamydomonadales; Chlamydomonadaceae. The coding region runs from base 125 to 1744 and encodes 539 amino acids. Gene Ontology annotation, biological process: protein phosphorylation. The transcript is spliced from 11 exons.